GGACAGGUCAGUGGCCCAGUCCACCUGCCCUGCAGACAUCCACCCAGGCACCAGCGGGAGGAGGAGAGAGGGCCGGCACCAUGGCUGCCCGGGUGGGCUUGCUGCUGCUCUGGGGUCUCACCCUGGGCCCAGCGAGUGAGGCGGCCGUAAUGGUUGAGACUCGGCCCAAGCUCUGGGCAGAGUCGGCCUCCCCGCUACAGCCCUGGGCCCAGCUCACGCUGACUUGCGGUGCGCGCAUGGAGACCCAGGAUUUCCAGCUGUUCAAGGACGGCGUGGCCCUGGAGCCCGUGCACGUGGAUAUCCCUGCCAUCACCCACCAGUUUGUGCUGGGAGAUGUGACUAGGGACAACCGGGGCCUCUACCACUGCCGCGCAGGCCUGAGUGGAGGGUGGAGCCAGCUGAGUGACCUCGUGGAGGUGUCAGGCACAGAGCCCCUGCCUGCGCCUCGGCUGUCUGCUGAGCCGGUGUCCUGGAUCGCACCUGGCCUGAACUGCACUCUGCGGUGCCGCGCGGACAGGCCCAGGGUGACCUUCUUGUUGAUGCGGGAAGGUGACCCCCCAUCUUCUGUGAUGGCUGAGGCGGGGCACGAAGGAGAGGCCAUCUUCUCAGUCCACCAUGCGGGCAACUACAGCUGCAGCUACCGGACGCACGCCGCGGGGGGCCCCUCGGAGCCCAGUGCCCCCGUGACGGUGGAAGAGUUGGCCGUGCCGCCGCCGCCCACGCUGGACUUCUGGGGCGACGGCGCCAGGGUCCUGCAGCCCAGCGAGCGCGUGACCCUGAGCUGCGUGGCACCCCUGCCGGAGGCGAACUUCGAGCUGUGGCGGCGCGGGGAGGCCCUGCGGGUGUCUAUGGCCAGCACCAGUCCCGACCGCAUCUUCUUCUUGCUGGAUGGGGUCGAGGGCGACGGCGGCCCCUACACCUGUCGCUACCGGCCGCCCGGGGCGGACGCGGCCUGGUCCGCGAGCAGCGCGCCGGUGGAGCUGGUGCGCAGCGACGGCUCGCUUCCGGCGCCGGACCUGCGCGCGGACCCCGCCGACCCGCGCCCCGUGCCCGGCUCCCACGUGCGUCUGCGCUGCUCGGUGCCCGGGCCCGGCCUGCACGUGGCGCUGGAGCGCGAGGACGCUGGAGGGCGCCGGCUGCUGGCGCUCUUGCGACCCGCUGGCGCCGAGGCCGAGCUCGAGCUGCGGAGCGUCUCGGUGGCGGACUCGGCCAACUACAGCUGCGUCUACACGGACCCCGCGCAGCCCUCCGUGGGCUCCGCGCCCAGUGCGCGCCUGGAGCUGCGCGUGGACGGGCCCCCGCCUGCUCCGCGACUCCAAGUCCUGGGGUCGCGCGUGACACCGGGCCGCGACGUCGUGCUGCGCUGCGAGGGCCCAGUGCCGGGCGUGGUCUUCGAGCUGCUGCGCGCGGGCGAGGAGGACGCGCUGGUGAGAGUCGGCUCCGCGCGCGCAUCGGCCGACCUGGUGCUGCUCGCCGCAGGGCCGGAGCACGCAGGCAACUACAGCUGCCGCUACCGCGCAUGGGGGCCCGUGGCCUUCGAGUCGCCGCGCAGCGCCCCCGUGCAGCUGCAGAUAUCGGGAAGCUGAUGCCGCUGUGACACGGGCUGCACCCCGCUUAGGACGCCUGAGCAUUCGGUCCCUCUUCCUCCCAGGAGUCAAUAAACGCCUUGAAAGACUG
Molecule: messenger RNA, 1677 nt
Organism: Octodon degus (degu)
Lineage: Eukaryota; Metazoa; Chordata; Mammalia; Rodentia; Octodontidae
Gene: A1bg
Product: alpha-1-B glycoprotein
Exons: 8
Coding region: 81-1586 (501 amino acids)
Cellular component (GO): plasma membrane
Source: RefSeq, a predicted model, not a curated record